UCUCCCACAAUACAUUAGUGCAAUCUGAUUUAUUAGGAGUCUCUUAUAUUAGAAAGGUCGAAAAAUGAAGAGUAGUACUAGUGCAGCUUUUCUAAUAAUUUCCCUUGUUGUUGUUGUUGUAAUUUCUCCUACUAUUAGGGUAGUAGAUUUGAGAUUUUGUUCAUUGGUGUUGGUUCCUAUUAUUGGUGUUGGGAUAUUUUAUAGUCUGUGGCUAAAGUCAGCUGAGAGACUUCGAUGGAAACUUAAGAAACAAGGCAUAUAUGGUCCUAAACCAUCAUUUUUAUAUGGAGGAAAUGUUGCUGAAAUGCAAAAGAUUCAAGCUGCUGCAUCUCCCAACAAUGUGUAUGCUGAAUUUGUAGCUCAUGAUUAUACUUCUUCACUCUUUCCCUACUUUGAACAAUGGCGAAAACUAUACGAUUCAAAAAAGAAAAUUAAGAAAGGAAAAAGAAGAGAAAAGAAAAAAAAGAGAAGCAGGAGAGAGAGUAUAAAAUCCAAAGCUUUAGAGAUAUUGAUUUCAUCAUAUGCAGUUAUGCACCAAGGUCCUGUAUUUACAUAUUCAACUGGAAACAAACAACAUUUGUAUGUGAACCAGCCUGAGCUAGUUAAGGAAAUGAACCAAAGUAUUAGUCUGGAUUUAGGAAAACCUUCUUAUGUCACUAAGAGACUUGCCCCUAUGCUUGGAAAUGGUAUUUUGAGGUCUAAUGGCCAUAUUUGGGCCAUGCAAAGGAAAAUCGUAGCGCCCAAAUUCUUCAUGGACAAGGUCAAGGGCAUGGUGAGCCUAAUGUUGCAGUCAUCAGAGUUAUUGACGAGGAAAUGGGAUGAAAGGAUUGAAGCGGAAGCGGGCAAAAUGGCAGAGAUUAGUGUGGGAGAGGAUCUGAGAAGCCUAUCAGCAGAUGUGAUCUCAAGGGCUUGCUUUGGGAGCUCUUAUUUCAAAGGCAAAAAGAUUUUCUCAAAGCUUCGAACCCUUCAAAAAGUCAUAUCAAACACAAGCAUUCUUUUUGGUUCUCCCGCAUUAGGGUUUCUUCCGAGUAGGCAGCAAAAGGAGAUUGAGAACUUAGAGAAGGAGAUAGAGUCGUUGAUAUGGGAAGCAGUGAAAGAACGAGAAAGGGAAUGCUUAGAAGCACCCUCAAAUGAGAAGGACUUGUUACAUUCGAUACUCGAGGGAGCCAUCAAUGAUGACAAUGUAGGCGCGAAUUCGUCUAGGAAAUUCAUAGUUGACAAUUGCAAGAACAUAUACUUUGCAGGUCAUGAAUCCACUGCUGUUGCUGCAUCAUGGUGCCUCAUGCUUCUGGCUCUACAUCCAGAAUGGCAAUCUCGUAUCCGCGAGGAAAUGACUCAGAUUUUCCCUGAUGGUGUCCUAGAUGCCGAGUCUGUCUCCAAGAUGAAAAUGGUGACAAUGGUCAUUCAAGAAGUGAUGCGUUUGUAUCCACCAGCAGCAUUUGUGUCAAGGGAGGCACUGGAAGAUACACAGAUUGGUCACAUUGUUGUGCCAAAAGGUGUAUGCUUGUGGACCUUGAUCCCAACACUGCAUCGCGACCCUGAGAUAUGGGGACGAGAUGCCAAUGAAUUCAAUCCAGAGAGGUUUGAAAAUGGAGUUUCGGGUGCUUGCAAACUGCCACAAGUUUAUAUCCCAUUUGGACUAGGUCCUCGUCUCUGCCUAGGCAGGAAUUUCGCGAUGGUGCAGCUCAAGGUUGUUAUUUCACUUAUUAUUUCCAAGUUUCGUUUCUCUCUGUCUCCCAAAUACAGACACUCGCCGGCUUAUAGGAUGAUUGUAGAACCAGGCCAAGGAGUACACAUUCUUGUUGAGAGAUUGAAUCAACGUUGACACACUGGAUAUAAUAUGCUUCAGCAUCAACAGACACUUCGUUCUUUUCAGCUUGUGUUGAAAAUGUAAAUGUCGAUACAUAAAUAAAUACAUAGAUAUGUUUUACUUAGAUGUGUAAUAUUAGUAGAGACUAGUGCAUCGAGCCCCAUGACUUUCUUUGUUUUAGGAUUUUAGCCCAUCCUUUACUAGUUAUGUUUCUCCCCUUUUACUCACACAAAAAUGGGGUUAUUUGCACCGUUGUCCCUAUUUUGUGUUGGUCUUUUAACUUUUUGUUUGAAAAUAUGGAGCAAGAACAAUGGAAUUGUGUGUC
Messenger RNA from Solanum dulcamara, 2135 nucleotides. RefSeq names its product cytochrome P450 714A1-like. The coding region runs from base 65 to 1825 and encodes 586 amino acids. The record is from RefSeq and is a predicted model, not a curated record. The transcript is spliced from 6 exons. Lineage: Eukaryota; Viridiplantae; Streptophyta; Magnoliopsida; Solanales; Solanaceae. Gene Ontology annotation, molecular function: oxidoreductase activity, acting on paired donors, with incorporation or reduction of molecular oxygen; monooxygenase activity; iron ion binding.